AUGACCAUAGAUGGAUCAUCAUUUAUCAGUGCUUAUGAUAUAGGGCUGGCAAUGGGAAUGUACGAGAGCACAUUUGCAUUCUUACGUCAUUGGCAUGAGUUGUUUAAUAUCAAAAACAAUAUUCUGUCGUUGCUUUUCACUGGAUGGUUUCCCGAAAAAGCGGGCCAAACCGAGGCUGUGCCUGACCAAGAGGUUACUAAGGAGCGCGGGACGCUGAAGCGACUGCGGAAUGCUACUCGCCGGGAACUAGGUAUGGUUGCCUCUUCUCUGUUGGGUUUUUGUCAUGGUUUGGGUUUUAGAGAAAGAGAUUCAUUUUUUGUUGCAUUUCUCAAGUCAAGAUGGGGAUUUGUUCGCAUAGCUAUGGAGAAGGGAUGUGAUACAGUGCCAGCUUUUGGCUUUGGUUAUCAACUCAGCAAGAGUCAAGGACAUGAAGUGUUGUCUAAGCAUUGUAGAAGACUAGAUGGAGCUGAAUACCAAGCCAGUGACUUGAGUUUACUCAUUGAGAACACCUUUGUUGAACAUCUUGGUUUGGCAAGAAAGAUCACCAUCACUAAGGAUUCGACAACCAUUAUAGCUGAUGCUGCACCAAAGGAUGAGAUUCAGGCUAGGAUUGCACAGAUUAAGAAAGAAUUGUCUGAGACCGACUCUGUUUAUGAUUCUGAGAAACUUGCAGAAAGAAUCGCAAAGUUAUCUGGCGGGGUUGCUGUCAUUAAGGUAGGUGCUACAACUGAGACCGAGCUUGAGGAUCGUAAGCUUCGUAUCGAGGAUGCAAAGAAUGCAACUUUUGCUGCCAUAGAAGAAGGUAUUGUGCCUGGUGGUUGUGCCGCCUUGGUUCAUUUGUCAGAAUAUGUUCCUCCCAUCAAGGCCAAGCUUGAGGAUGUAGAGGAGCGUCUCGGAGCUGACAUAGUACAAAAGGUACGAGACCAAUAG
Daucus carota subsp. sativus is the source of this 930-nucleotide messenger RNA. RefSeq names its product ruBisCO large subunit-binding protein subunit alpha, chloroplastic-like. The coding region runs from base 1 to 930 and encodes 309 amino acids. The transcript has 8 exons. Gene Ontology annotation, biological process: protein refolding. Lineage: Eukaryota; Viridiplantae; Streptophyta; Magnoliopsida; Apiales; Apiaceae. Gene Ontology annotation, molecular function: ATP-dependent protein folding chaperone; ATP binding. The record is from RefSeq and is a predicted model, not a curated record.